AAAAAUCGAAGAAAAGAAACAAAAUGAGUGAACGUGCGUCAAACCCCGAGAUGACAAUUUCAUUGAAUCCAAAUGCUCGUGAGUCUCCUUUGAAAAUCGAAUCUACCGAAGCGAAGGCAGCUGGGGAAGAAGGAACCGAGAAUGCAGCCACCGCGGAGCAAAAAAAUGCCUCGGAAACAAACAAAAUUGCUGAUACUCCUAAACCAACACACUGCGCUCAAGACGACGGUAAGCGUGAAAUCGAAGCCGCAGCACUGCGCGAGUGGGAUUUCUCCAACCGAAAAGUUAUCCUUCAAAAUAUUUUUAAGUACGACGAUACCAGAACUCUCAAAAAAACGUCGCUGAAAUGGAUAAAGCAGAUGAAAGUGUUGUUUAAUGUUGAUGUUGAGUUUGAUCGAAUAAAAAAAGCACCGAAAGAGAGUUGGACAGUAUUGACUCUUGCAUCAGAGUCUAUGGUGCAGCCAUUCAUUGACUUCAUCAAUAAUACUGACGUUACUAACAAGAAAGGAGCCAAAAUAUACGCGAAACGUGCUGAUGCUGAAGGUCAGGUCAGAGAGGGCGCGCGUUGCAAACGAGAAGUAGGAUCGGACAAUGUUGAAGACCAAUCGUCUAGCAAGCGCCAGCGAGUGGAGGAUAAAACGAAAGAGGCACGAAGGCCUGUGUCAGACGACGAGAUCCGAGACAAAGUAGUACCAUUGUGGAGGCUUCCAUAUGAUAAGCAGGUGGAUACGAAAAUGAAGGAGAUGAUUAAGAAAUGCGCAAUGAAGAUAGUCGCCGAGACAAAAUCGCGAUUUAGAGAUUUGAGCCGAAAUGAGAACCGAAACAAUGUACAGGUUUAUAAAUGGUUGACAAAGCAGAGAUGCAUCGAGUUGUCUGAUAUGAUUACAGCUCCUUCAAAAAUUCGCAACAAAAAUGAAUUUACGUUUGGAUACCGUUACCUUUUUGGUACUAAUGGCGGCUGUAGCGAUGAGAUCAGCGAAGCAGAUUUUACGAAGGUGCCGUCCGUUGGAUUCAUGGUCACUGGUUGGGCUGGUGGAGUCUCGAGACCCCAUUGUUGUGAAAACAUACCUCGGGAAGCGUGCAUGGUCGUCGACAUUGUCGACGACUUCCUGCAGACAAGCCCACUUCCACCUUAUGAUUCAAAAUUUCACAAGGGAUUUUGGCGCACCCUAACGAUACGAACCUCUCGUCGAACAAAAGAGUGCAUGGUUAUCAUCGUGCAUUCUCCAGCAUCUGGUGGGGUCGGUGACGCGGAUGGAUACGCGGAGCAUUUUGAAAAAGAAAAAGAGCGGCUUGUGGCCUUGCUAAAGGGUGCUGAAUUGCAAACUGAGGUUGCAGAAUUGCAGCCACUAAAAGUUACCUCCAUAUUUUACCAAGAGUUCGAAGGUCUCUCGAAUCCUAAGCCCGACCACCCAGUCCAGCACGUAUACGGAAAGCAAUUUUUGCAUGAACGACUGGGCAAGUGUAUCUUUCAAAUAUCUCCGGGAGCUUUUUUCCAGGUGAACACCGAGGGUGCCGAGAUUCUCUACCAGCUUGUCGUAGACCAGAUUCGAGAAGUCUCGCAAAAUCCUAAAGAUACUACUUUGCUUGACGUUUGUUGUGGAACUGGGACAAUCGGGUUAACUUGCGUAACGGAAGGAGUGGUUGCAGAAGUUGUUGGGGUCGAUAUUAGCGAGCCGGCAAUAAAUGACGCAAGAAAGAAUGCCGAGUUGAAUGGAUGUGGUCAAUAUGAUAAGGAUACCGGGGGACUUAUACAUUUUGUGGCAGGCCGAGCCGAACAAAUCAUGACAUCUGUCAUUAGUGAUGCCAAGCAAUCCGGUAAAAAGCUUGUUGCGGUGGUGGACCCCGCCAGGGAUGGACUUCACGCUGACGUCGUAAGGGCUUUGAGGGCAAACGAGAGGAUCAAACGCAUUGUGUAUGUGAGCUGCAACCCUACUGGCACACUCGUGCGAGAUGCUGCGUUGUUCUGUGCUCCACCAACUAAGCGGUACAACGGCAGCGCCUUUCGAGUGGUAGCGGCAAGCCCGGUUGAUAUGUUUCCUGGAACUGCCCAUACUGAAGUCGUCAUGACAUUUGACCGCCUGUCAGAUAAGGAUGCCUACGGACAAUAG
Molecule: messenger RNA, 2111 nt
Organism: Phaeodactylum tricornutum CCAP 1055/1
Lineage: Eukaryota; Bacillariophyta; Bacillariophyceae; Surirellales; Neidiaceae
Exons: 3
Coding region: 24-2111 (695 amino acids)
Biological process (GO): RNA processing
Molecular function (GO): RNA methyltransferase activity
Source: RefSeq, a predicted model, not a curated record